GAGAGAGAAAGAGAGAGAUGGAGUGGAAAUCGUGUUACUUGGACAUUGUUUUAGUGCCGCUAAGCUUAGCCAUGAGCUUAGCUUAUCAUUGCUGGCUAUGGCAUAAGGUUCGGACUCAGCCGCUCUCCACCAUCAUCGGAACCAAUGCCUCCGGUCGACGCUUCUGGGUCGCUGCCAUGAUGAAGGACAAUGAGAAAAAGAACAUCUUAGCAGUUCAAACACUACGAAACAGCAUAAUGGGAUCAACCCUAAUGGCCACCACUUGCAUCCUUCUCUCCGCCGGUCUAGCCGCGGUAAUCAGCAGCACUUACAGCGUCAAACGGCCGAUCAAUGACUCCGUCUUCGGAGCUCACGGCGAGCUGAUGGUGGCCCUCAAAUACGUCACCAUCCUAUGCAUCUUCCUCUUCUCCUUCUUUUGCCAUUCCUUAUCAAUCCGGUUCAUUAACCAAGUUAACAUCCUUAUCAACUGCCCACAAGACCCGGCUUCCGUCGUCACACCGGAGUAUAUAUCGGAGUUGCUCGAGAAAGGGUUCGUGUUGAACACCGUCGGGAACCGGCUUUUCUACACCGCGCUUCCGCUGCUGCUUUGGAUCUUCGGGCCCUUGCUUGCUUUCCUGUGCUCUUUCACUGUGAUCCCUGUGCUUUACAAUCUUGAUUUUGUAUUAGGGUUUAAUAAGCAAGGGAAAACUGAACAUCAGAUCAAUACUUGUGGGGAUUGUGAAUCACAGUGAUAUAUAAUUUGCUCUAUUUUUAAAACUCAAUUCAGAAUUAAUAAUGUAUGAUUAGUGGAUCAAACUUUUUAUU
Hibiscus syriacus is the source of this 804-nucleotide messenger RNA. RefSeq lists its product as uncharacterized. Bases 18 to 731 code for a protein of 237 amino acids. NCBI's taxonomy places the organism in Eukaryota, Viridiplantae, Streptophyta, Magnoliopsida, Malvales, Malvaceae. The transcript is spliced from 3 exons. The record is from RefSeq and is a predicted model, not a curated record.